UCUACGUAAUAUAUAGAUUCUGCUAUUAACAUAUAUGGACCACUCGCUUAUUAAAAAGUUAAGGUUCUCUCUCGCUUUCUCUCUAUAAAAAGCUUCCGUUUCUUCACCAUAACUCUUCACACACUUUACUCUCUUACAAAAUAAUAGCAAAAAAUAUCUAAAAUAUUAAACCCCAUGUCUGAAUGCGGCUGUUCUUCAGCAACUAUGUUGAGAGUUUGUGUAGUAUUAAUAUUAAUAUGUUUACAUAUGUGUUGUGCCUCGAGUGAUUGUACAAGUCACGAUGAUCGUGACGCUGUUUCUAAAGAUGAAGCAGAGAAAGCGACGAAGUUGAAGCUUGGUUCGAUCGCUUUGCUUCUUGUGGCUGGAGGACUCGGCGUCAGUCUACCGUUGAUCGGGAAAAAGAUUCCGGCGUUACAGCCGGAAAACGAUAUCUUCUUUAUGGUCAAAGCUUUCGCUGCGGGGGUGAUCCUCUGCACAGGUUUCGUCCAUAUACUACCAGACGCGUUCGAGAGAUUGAGCUCACCUUGUCUUGAGGACACGACAGCUGGCAAGUUCCCGUUCGCGGGUUUUGUAGCGAUGCUGUCGGCGAUGGGAACUCUUAUGAUUGAUACUUUUGCCACGGGGUAUUACAAGAGGCAACAACAUUUUAGCAAUAACAGCGGGAGCAAGCAAGUAAACGUAGUAGAAGACGAAGAAGAGCAUGCGGGUCAUGUUCACGUGCACACGCACGCGAGUCACGGACACGCGCAUGGCUCGACUGAGGUGAUCAGGAGACGCAUAGUGGCACAAGUGCUUGAGAUUGGCAUAGUUGUACAUUCGGUUAUUAUAGGGAUAUCACUUGGAGCUUCACAUAGUAUAGACACCAUAAAGCCACUCAUGGCUGCUCUUUCGUUUCAUCAGUUCUUUGAAGGUCUUGGCCUCGGUGGCUGCAUCUCUCUUGCGGAGUUGAAGUCGAAAUCAACGGUGAUAAUGGCAACAUUUUUCUCGGUGACAGCACCUGUUGGGAUAGGGAUAGGGAUGGGGAUGUCGAGUGGUUUAGGAUACAGGAAAGAGAGCAAAGAGGCAAUAAUGGUGGAAGGAAUGUUGAACGCUGCAUCUGCUGGGAUUCUCAUUUACAUGUCACUCGUUGAUCUUCUUGCUCCUGAUUUUAUGAAUCCAAGAUUGCAAUCCAAUCUCUGGCUUCACUUGGCCGCUUACCUCUCUCUCAUCCUCGGCGCUGCUUCCAUGUCCCUCCUCGCCAUCUGGGCCUGAUUAUAUUGAACUGUAGCUAACAAACAAAACAAACCAAACGCCGCUCUUUUUUGUCGAAUCUGUAAUGGUGUUUCUAAUCUCGGAAUCAAAUACUAUUCUAUUUGAAACGCAA
Messenger RNA from Camelina sativa (false flax), 1363 nucleotides. RefSeq names its product zinc transporter 1. Gene Ontology annotation, molecular function: zinc ion transmembrane transporter activity. NCBI's taxonomy places the organism in Eukaryota, Viridiplantae, Streptophyta, Magnoliopsida, Brassicales, Brassicaceae. The record is from RefSeq and is a predicted model, not a curated record. Gene Ontology annotation, biological process: zinc ion transmembrane transport. Gene Ontology annotation, cellular component: plasma membrane.